ACCAGAGAGCUGACCGAGACGACCAGUAUGUCCGAGCCGGGAAAACCGAAGCUGACCUACUUCAACGGCCGAGGGCAGGCCGAGAGUGUCCGGCUGAUGUUGGCGGCAGCCGGGAUAGAGUUCGAUGAGAAAUACGUUGAAACGAAAGACGAGUUAGAAAAGCUUCGGGAAGGUGGAGACCUGUUGUUUCUCCAACUGCCUCUGCUGGAGAUAAACGGUGUAAAGUUGGUCCAGGUGGGAGCUAUCGUCCGCCAUAUUGCCAGACGGGCUGCUCUCUAUGGCAAGAACAACGUGGAGUCGGCUAAGUGUGACAUGUUGGCUGAAGGCGCGCGGGACUUUAACGAGAUUUUCAACGCCCUCCCCUUCGCACCGGACCGGUCGGCAGCAGAGGAUGAGAUACAGGACAACGUGCUGCCGAGAUGGCUGCCGAUAUUCGAGCAGGCCCUUGAUGACAACGGGACGGGUUUCCUGGUCGGCACGGGCAUGACGUUUGCUGAUGUGGCCUUGUUGGAACCGCUUCUCACCAUAUCGGAGUUGUAUCCCUACGCACUGGAGGAUUAUUCCAAGUUGGAGGACUUUCUAAGCUACAUGCGUGAAGUGCCCAACCUGGCCAAAUAUCUCAACUCCAGUCACCGCAAGCCGCCUGCAGACGACAAAUAUGUGGAACUAGUGCAGGGCAUCCUUUCGUAAGAUCCAAGGAAAACGCCUGUUUGUAACAAUGGGACCAGUUUCUUUCCAAAAUUCAACGUUAGUCUGCAGGGAUCUCCCCAUGAGUCUAAUGGCCACAUCUGUGAGUUAGAUUUUCAAAUCGUUAACGGUCGUUGCCAUUUGAAAGGGUCAAUGCCACUUGAAACGGUCGUUGCCAUUUGAAAGGGUCAAUGCCACUUGAAACGUUCGUUGCCAUUUGAAAGGGUCAAUGCCACUUGAAACGGUCGUUGCCAUUUGAAAGGGUCAAUGCUACUUGAAACGGUCGUUGUCAUUUGAAAGGGCCAAUGCUACUUGAAACGGUCGAUGCCAUUUGAAACUGUCGGUGCCGUUUGAAAUGGUCGAUUCCAUUUGAAAGUUCGUUGCCAUAUCGCUGACAGGUCGAUGUUAUAUUCUAGCGUAUCACAACUUUUGGGGGAUAACAAUUAGUGAAGAAGUAAAAAAAAAUUACAAUCACACGACAAUGUCUUGAAAAAUGGUUAAGAAAUUUGUGAGAAAAAGUUCACCAACAAGACAUCGGCCGUUUCAAAUGGUAUCGACCGUUUGCGAGACGAAAGCUUCCGGUGGUGCGCACGCUGUUCGAGGCGAGAAACGCACGGUCCUCCUCCGAGGGCGAAAUCUCCAGCAUUUUGUCUUUUUCAUAAAUCUUCUUUAAAAUUUGCAUUCUAAAGAAACAAUACAAAAUGUUCGUUAUAAGAUCCUUAUUUUGCUUCAAAAUCAAUGAGCUAGUCAGUGUUGGGAUUAUAAUACAAUAAGGAGAGCACCAAUUUUUUAUUUUGUAGGGGAGAUCCCUGCUCUGUUUUGUAUGAGAUGUGCUUCUAGUUUGCUACCCAGCCAAAAUGAAAUCGUGGAUAAUUUGUCAAGUCCUGUAUUCUGACGGUGAAUUCAGCAUAUGAGCUUUAAGUUAGAGACUUCGUUGGUCAAACUUGAGAAACACAUGAGACCGCUGAAACUGCAACACGUUGGCAAAGUCGCUACCGCCGUGCGAUUUGAUAGAGCAUUCAACGAAUUCCGUCGUUUAAAAAACGACUGUUUUUACGCUUUGUAUUUUGUUGUCUUUUACGCCAUACCAGUAAGUUCUCUAUAUCUGUAAGGUCUGAUAUCCUCAAUAUAAAUCAAUUGUAACACAAAUUCAAGAACGCAGCGACGCCGCCAACAUGCCUCAGUUUCUGUGAGAUACCAACUUUACUGCCUUUGCCAUGAUUUCGAAAACGCUAAUAUGUUGAUAUAUGUAACGUUAUCUAUACUGUUGCUGUAUUUAUAUUUAAUAUAUUACCCAUUUGUUUAGACCAUAGAAAAUACAUGUGCCACAGCGUGUUAACAUAUUUGGUUUAGUUUUUGAUUCAAUCGAACAUCUGGCAAUACGAAGUGACCAAUAUAUAUUUGAAAUAUAUGAGAUGUGAUUGUGGACAAUAGAGCCCCUGAAGUUCCAACUGCAAAUGUUUUUAACAGUUCGUAACUAAAUUAACACUCCGUGUAUGUUCGAAGACGAUGAAUGGGGAAAUAUUUAGGCGGUUGUAAUUUCAUAUGAGAUAUACACAGUAUGGAUUAUUCUCUCCCAACCCUUGUGCACCGUUCGCAGUCACAGAAAGAAAACGUUUUGGGUUUUCCGAUGAUUACCAACAAUACACGAAUGAGAUCGGAAACUCCCGAGGACACACGAAUGGAAACCAUACAUUCUGCUUUUCAAAUAUACUAUCACCCAUUUGUUCAUGCUUUAUCUUAAUGUUUUGUCUUCAUAUAAGGUCUGAAAUACAACUAAAUAGAAGAUUAUUAGAUAGUUAUAUUGGAAUCCAGUACGUGUAAAUUUGCUCUGUAUUUGGGUCUGAAUAAAUUGUCAUUGUGCCAGAA
Molecule: messenger RNA, 2556 nt
Organism: Branchiostoma floridae (Florida lancelet)
Lineage: Eukaryota; Metazoa; Chordata; Leptocardii; Amphioxiformes; Branchiostomatidae
Product: glutathione S-transferase A4-like
Exons: 6
Coding region: 28-690 (220 amino acids)
Biological process (GO): glutathione metabolic process
Molecular function (GO): glutathione transferase activity
Source: RefSeq, a predicted model, not a curated record